AUGCUCCAGUCCAGUCGGUCUCAGUGCCUACCGUCACUCAUAAGGGGCAAGGCACUCAGGUCGACCAUAGACCUCCACACACACACACCUUGACGUUACUGUGUGCCUCAGCCCAUACACACCCUCCCUCCUGUGGGCACCCUGAGCGACCCCUCACCAUUGGCCAAGUCCCGGAGCCCUCAGCAUCUCCAUCACGGCUGGAGGGACCAUUCGGGAAAGCAGGAGACAGAGGUGGAUUAUGAGGAUGCUUGCACGGUUGUUGUUGGGACUCCUUGUCCUCAAAGCAGCAGUGGCCAGCCCAAGAUUUUCCCGACAAACAGACUUGGAUUAUGACACAGAGAAUGGAGAAUAUGACUAUGAACUGACCACCAAUCUGCCGAUAGAGGUUGAAACACUAUCAACCGAAUUGGAGGCAGAAGAGGAGGAAGAGGAGGAGGUGCCCUUGAAGCCACAGCUCAUCCCACAGGGUUCAGGAGGGUCUGGGGUCCUGAUGGGUCCUGACACACAGAAAGAGGUGGAGCUGCGUCUGAUGCCCAUUGACAUCCUCCAUGUGUCCGGGGAUGCAGGGGGCUCUGCAGGCUCAGGGGCUUCGGGGGAGUCCGGGACAUCGGCCUCUGGAUGGUCUGGAUGGUCUGGAGGGUCUGGAGGGUCUGGAGGGUCUGGGGGGUCUGGGGGGUCUGGAGGGUCUGGAAGGUCUGAGGGAUCUGGGGACAUAGUAUUCAUUUCUGGACCAUCCCAGGAGCUGUUGGGGUCAGGUUCUGGCUCAGGUGGCCCUGAGGAGUUCCAGUUCUUCGGAGAUGUGCUGUUCUCUGGAGAUGUGUCAGGGUCUGGGGAGCCCUCUGGAUCUGGAGAGUUGUCCGGGGGCUCUGGGGAUCUGUCUGGGGGCUCUGGGAUCGCUGUGGAGCUGGAAUCUGGAGUUGGAGAGUCUGGAGACCUGUCUGGGUCCGGGCUGUCAGGGGCCACUGGAAUCUCUGGGGCUUCUGGGGAGUCUGGUGAAUCUGGUUUCUCAGGGAUAACACUCAUAGACGACAAAGUAACCCUCAUCUCUGGGGAUGGAAAGAUAUCAGAGGCAUCUGGGGAGGUCUCUGGAGUCUCAGGGGUUUCAGGUGAAGCCUCUGGAGAUAUAGAGACCUCAGGAGCUUCUGGGACGUCUGGGGUUUCUGGCUCUGGAGAACCAGAAUUCCCUGGGGUCACUCUGAUACAAGAGGAGGGGCUGCUUCCCACUACUACACAGAGCCCUGAGGAGGGCAAAGGAGAGGUAGAAGGCCCAGAGAGCUCUGGUGAAACAGACGAGACAGAGAAGCCUGACUGGCAAGGCAUGCCAACCUGCCUUCUAUGUACAUGUCUGGGGGGCUCAGUCUAUUGUGAUGACCUGAGGCUGGACAGCGUACCUCCUCUCCCCAAAGACACCACACAUUUCUAUGCACGCUACAACCGAAUCACCAAAAUCCACAAGUCUGAUUUUGCCAAUAUGGGCAAACUGAAGAGGAUUGACCUGACCGCCAACGAGAUCACAUCUAUUGAUGAGAAAGCCUUCAUUGGUCUUCCUGAACUGGAGGAGCUGGUGAUCAGAGAGAACCAUAUCUCACAGCUGCCUGCUCUGCCUGAAACUAUGACCCUCAUCGACGCCAGCCACAAUAACAUUGGCUCUAAAGGCAUUCACAGGGAGGCCUUCAAAGACAUGACUGCCUUGCAGUUCCUGUAUAUGACGGACAACAACAUUGACUACAUCCCUGUACCUCUGCCUGAUAGUUUGCGGUCUCUACACCUACAACGUAACAACAUUCAGAUGAUGCUUGAGGACACCUUCUGCAACCUGAAAGAUUUCAACUACAUCAGGAACGCGCUGGAGGACAUCCGCCUUGACGGAAACCCAAUCAACCUGAGCAGGACCCCUCAGGCCUACGUGUGCCUGCCCCGUAUACCUAUCGGGACCCUCGUGUGACCUCACACAGACUAACAUGUACUUUUGCACACUGACUCCACAGAUGCAACCACCUGUACAUACCGACACAUACAAACACUAGCAACUGCAUUUCAGUGGUUCAAUCUGCUGCAGACAGAUUCAACUCUUUGUGGAUAUUUAUGGUUAAGGCACCCUCACGAGUUUAUAACCUGGUCAAGCACUGAUCAACUGUAUUUGUCAGAUUUUUUAAAGGACAUCCAAGCUCACACAUUGCACACUAUUUAUACUUUAUCGUGACCCGUAGCCAUGUUUCAAACACGCAAACACAUACACAAAGUAAUACCACAACCUGAUUGAAGGUGGCGUUCAGUUAAAUCUAAUGAUAAACACUAAAAACAGCCUGUCUGUUCAAUUAGUGUCUCUUCAAACUGGCAGCAGUCUAGUUUCAUUGUUUAAAUAUGUUUUGUAAAAAAAUAAAGUUAAUAGUAAUAUUAAUAUUAAUGAAAAAUCUAACAAUCCUAUGUAUACGAGCAUGAGCAAUGAGGCUUAAUGAGGGGGGAUUUAAUUAAAGCAAUAAAAUGUGCAUUUAAACGCAUCCAUUUGUUGUAAAGUCUGUACUGUAACUGUAAUAUAGAAGAAAGAACCUUUUUUUACAUGAACUGCAAUAUUUGGUAUAUUUGAUUUAAGAAUUAAUUGUAAAGACACAAAUGCAAGACUCUACCCAGAGUCCUAUAGAAAAACUAAAGACUAUUAUUGAUUUUGGGAGGGGGGUUGUUUAUUGUGGAAGGGGUAAAACUAACAGCUCAACUUUGUGUGCGCUCUGUAUGGAAUAACCACAAGUAAAUAAAUGCGUUUUGAAGACCUCUCCAAA
Molecule: messenger RNA, 2777 nt
Organism: Periophthalmus magnuspinnatus
Lineage: Eukaryota; Metazoa; Chordata; Actinopteri; Gobiiformes; Gobiidae
Gene: epyc
Product: epiphycan
Exons: 10
Coding region: 239-1945 (568 amino acids)
Molecular function (GO): protein binding
Source: RefSeq, a predicted model, not a curated record